GAUGUUUCUACCACUUGGUCGUGACCUCUUUCAUUUUGGAGGAGGUUUUUCUCCAUCUGCGAAAUACUCAAAACAAAGCAGAAUUUUCAAUCUAGAUUUUCAUCUAUAUGUCUUUAUCACUUACAGUACACUUUGUUCCCCUGACCAGCAGCACCAGAAACUACAGGUUGCUCUGUCGAAAGCCAAAGCGAAAGCGGUCUUUUAUUCCACCUCUAUUUCAUUUUGAUUUUGACCAUAAUUAUAUUUUUAACCUAAUCAAUUGUUGUACCCUCUUUCCAAGAAAAGUAAAACAAGAUAUAGUUGAACCAUGGGUGUGGUUGCCGAAGCGAAAUUUCCAACGGUGCAGCUGCUCCGGCAAGCCGUGUCAGCGUUGAAAGAGGUGGACCCGCACAUCCGAUUUGACUUCAGAUCCGGCACCGGCCCCGGGGGGGAGAAAAAGGGGAUCUACUCCCGUUUGAAAGACGCCGACACUUUCGUCUGCGAAUACUUUCUUGCUGCGGAGGCCUUGUUGGAGUGCAACUUGGAAGGUAGCUAUAGCUUCUUGUUCAUCGUCUCCAGGUUAUCAUUAUUUUGCUUCAUCAAGGUUGAUGUAGCAGUAGCCGCCCGAGGAGGUGUCCUCGCAACUAUAAUCGUUUGCGCUUAAAAAUAAACCGUGUCUGCGCAGUCGUCAUGCAUCCUCUUCUCGAUAUAGUACAAAAAAAAUCUUAGGUGACUACGAAUUCACUUUCGAUGCGAACGAGAUGCUGAAGCUUCUGAAGUACGGAGAAAACCAGGACCGCGUGACUCUCGUCAUGGACGACGAAAAGGCCAACAUGCAGAUCCAAAUUGAACACUGGAACCCGCCGCCAUCGAAAACCCUAAGUUACGAAUUGAGUGCGGUCGACAUGGAGAAGGAUGACGUGCAUCCCCCGCCAAUGGAGGAGGUCAAAGCGUGGCCCUUUGUACAGAUGGAGGCUUUCAGCUUUCAAAAAAACUGUGCCCGAAUGGCCGACGUAAUCAAGUGCAGAGGAACGGGAGCAGGUACGUAAGUUAGUAUAGCAAAUAAUGGAGAGGCACCGCAGUUGGAAGUGGAAUUAAAUGAUGAAUUUUGCAUGAAAGUAUUAAAAGGUGGAACAUUCGCGAGGCACGUCUCAAUGUUUCAUAGACAACAUCACAACGUCCUUUAUCACAGACAAAAUCAUCCGUCUUCUGGCCAGCAGCGAGAGCCUCAGCAUCGUUCACGAGGACGAUGAGGCGAACGUUGGUUUUCAAGUAAAAUGGCGAGACGAGGCGGAAGGACCCGAGAUGCUUGCGAAGCAGUGUCCCACCCACACAACUGGAAUGGGUAUUAAGUUGGGCGACUUUGAUAUUGCUCCAGGUCGAUUUGGUGUGCUCAAAAACCCGUAAUUCUGUGCUAAAUGCCGCGUUGGCGUUUUUUGUUUUUUCAAUUUUGCACUAUUUCUAGAAUGAACGAUGGCGAUACGAACCGAAAUACAGGUAACUGCAUUCACGAUGGAUGGUACCGCAUCGAUUUCUUCCAAACAGUAUGCCACAGAAAGAAAUUCGAAAUGGCUUUCCGCAGUAGGAUUUUGUUUGUUUGUUACUUAUCUACUCCUAUGCAAUGCAUAGUAUGCAUUUUGCAUCGCACCACCAGCGUCAGGCGUGAGCCGUAGUGUGCCUGUCUCAGCAUUGUAGAGGAUGUGAUUUGAGUUUAUUGACAUUGACGACAUAGACGCCAUUUUCCUAGUUUCGAAUUCCAUACAUCGUCGCCAAGGGCGGUAAGCAGGUGUCCGAGUCAACUGUCAUGCUCUUUCCGCCAGACAAGAGCAAGAUGCUAAUGGUAGGCUUUCUCUUCCGGCUCGACGACGCGGUGUCAAAAGCGCUCAAACAGGACGAAGUGUACAACAAAACUGCCGAGGCAUUUCACAAUGACGUCAAUGCCGUAAUGCAGCAACAGAUGGAGGUGAUAAAGAUAAUGACUGCUUCUUCCUCCAUGAUAAUCGGUUUCUGUUCUUUGUGCUUCUGUGGCCCAUUAUCCUUUUACGACGACACGCGCGGUCUGACUGCUCUUAAUCGUGUUUGCGUUGACCACUCUUCCUGAAGUUUAUCAAAAUGAGAACCUCUCUUCUGAAGUUUAUCAAAAUGAAAACCUCCAGGUCGAGCAGAGCAUUGAGCCCGAGGACGAGGAGAUGCGGCCCCGGCAGUUGCUCUUCGAAGACGACCCGAUAUUCAGAAAAAGACACUCAUUCCCAUCCAUUUUAUGCAUGGCAGAUGCUGGAGCGUGGAGCUGGAUUCGAUUGUUGGUGCAUGAUUCGCAUGACAUAAUGGAUGAGGAUGGGUCUUUUUUCUGUGGAUACCCGAUGGCGGAGAAAAUUACCCACUUGGAUGAUGAUAUGGAAGCGUCAGGUUUGAAAUCGUCAAAGUUGAAAUAAUUUGUAAUGCAUAAAAUGCAUGGCCCGAGGUACGUGCGUUGCAGAGCAGGCAAGUGAGGCCGAUUGUCAGCCUGUUUGGGGUUACAGAUCGAGCUGGUAAAGUAGCAUGAGAAAAUCGCUCUUCUUUGCCUAAACAGCAUGACAAACUGGAUUUAGGGACCACCGAAAUUUGUCAUGCGCCACUUGGAAACUGGGUUCCAACUGGCAUCCAUUUGAUGCAUGGCAAAUUAUUUCAACUUUGUCGAUGUCAACUCUGACACAUCCAUAGAUGAGGUGCUCAAGGACGCCCCCGACAACACGCAAGCGAAGUUGUUCGGCUAUCCACUGCAAAAGUAUCGUACUCGUAUGAAUCGCAGGUAUGCAUGACAAAUCGGGUUUCCUACCCAAAUCUGCAUUACAAAUUCCAAUUUUCUUCCUGAUAAAAUUUGUCAUGCGAUUUAUACUAGUACGAUACUUUUGCAAUGCAUAUCGGCGAAGCCCGGUCCAUUUGCAGCAACGUACGGAAGCUAGUGCAGCAGAAGCACAAGGUAGACAAGGGAAAGCAGGCGGCAAACAGUGUCAAUAUGCACGCAGCGGUUGGGAGUGGUCUUCGUCUUCUCGGAACCAACAAUAACGCAUCUUCCUCAUCUUCCUCCAGUGCGGCGGUUGGGAUAAAUAAUUCCGACUUGCUUCUGGAUAACAACCAGAAGCAAACGGAGGAAGAAUUAGAUUUCAACUUAAUGAAUUACGAGGAGGAAGUGGCAAAGAGCCGGGAAACGCUCGCGGAAAAACUCUCGCAGAACAAACUCUCUGUCAAGCAGCUGCAGACGCUGCGAGGUCUUGUUCUAAACAUAAGUCGCUUGAGUUCAUCUUUGUGACUCUUUUUUCUGCAUAGAGUUAGAGAAAGAAGCAACAGCAAUUAGCGCCAGAAGACAGAAAAAACCUUUACUUGCAGUUGAAGGCCCUAAGGUAUUAUCCACGCAAAUCAUGAUGUUCAUGCCGCGCUUGCGCAAAAAAUUCUUGAUCGAGUCACAAUUACAAUAACAGAGCAAACGCGCGGCGGCCCGCUGGACGACGUGGUGAUCAACGCGUGUGCGGAGCUUGCCAGAAAAUUUCCGCAAGAGAUCGAAAAGAUUAUGCUGUGCAAAAGUAUCUCACUCGUACUAACUGCAAACGUGCAUGACAAAUCUCCCUCCUAAGGUAAAACAGCAUUACAAAUUCUACUUGUCUUCUGGCCAUAAUUUGUAAUGCAAUUUGUGCUAGUACGUUACUUUUGCAAUGCAUAAAGAUCAAGCAGCAGCAACUAAACCGCGAGACCAAGUACGGCUACAUGGUGUUUUUCUGCCAGUCCAUGGAUAUCAAAUGUAAAAAUGUCUGGGUCUGAAAGAUUGCAACUUGUCAUGCUGUUUUUGGAUUCCAGAAGAAUCUGUAUUGCAUGAGUACCAAAAGGAAUGUAAUUUGUGCUACGCGGAGAGGGCGUUUGUCAUGCGGAAUAGGCAUCAAGAAGCUCUCAAAAAAUCUGUGAUGCUAGGGCAUGCAUCGCAGACAUCAAGGCUCAUGCAAAACGUGCAUGACAAGUGUCAGAAUCUUCCAGACCCAGACAUUUUUACAGUUGAUAAUGGACGCGCCAAAGCUGAAUGAGUUUGAAGACAGUGACGACUCGGACGAAGACGGAGAGGCGGAGGAACUGGACCGGGAGCGGCUGAAGGACUACUACAUUUGGGACCGAAGACAGUAUUUGGCGACGGACGUACCGGGGCAAAUGCGCACCGACGGGGCCUACAACGCAAACCGGGCUGCCGGCUCGGAUGACAUGGAUAUUGACGGGGGCGGUAGCAUAUCAAAUGCAAAAAUGUCUGGGUCUGGGAGAGUGCGCGAUUUGUCAUGCAGCUUUUCGAUGACCCAUAAGGUCUGGAAUGCAGGACUAGCGUGACAGAUUCUGCGCGAUCUCUCUCAUGCCUAUCCUGCAUGAGAAACUCCCUCCCGACUUGGUCAAAACUGGACGACUUUUGGGAAUCAUGCACCACAGAUUUUUGCAUGCUUCAGAUUUAGCAUGACAAGUUGUAUUCUUCCAGACCCAGACAUUUUGCAUUUGAUGUAGCAUCGCCGGCGACCCGGCGGAGGGCGCACCGCCGGAGUUCGUGAUCAAGUGAAAUAAACGCCGGCGAAGGAUUUUUUAUGUUGUUCCUGAGCCAAAAAGGCUAAGAGUUCAACAGAACAUCUUCUGCAAGAACUGCUGCUCGUCAAAGAGGACAAGAAGAGGAACAAUGCGAUCCGCUGUGCUGUUGUUGCCUGCAAACUCUUGUUCACGACCAGCACAUCAAGAUUAAUUUUCGAAUUGAAUUCCUCGUCUCAUUGUCGCAGUGCGAAAGAUCGUGUCCCGCUCGACAAAUCUGUACUUAAAACCGGCACGCGCCUCCGCCUGCAACACAC
Amoebophrya sp. A120 is the source of this 4823-nucleotide messenger RNA. NCBI's taxonomy places the organism in Eukaryota, Dinophyceae, Syndiniales, Amoebophryaceae. The record is from the annotation of a GenBank genome assembly.